AUAUCAACGUUACCGUGUGUGAAUUUCUACAAAUACAUAGACUACCCAAUUUAUUUAUUUCUGAAUUUUCAUGGAGGUUAUGCAAAGCAUCCGCUCUACAAGUUUUGCUCUUAAUUCCAGAAACAUCAACACCUACUUGCCUUCUCAAGCAAUUCCAAGGCCGAGGAUAUUUUAUGGGUGCAAAGCAGUGUCAACGGUUACCUAUAAGAAUUUCAAUAUGACAGUGCCACCACCUGCCCAUCCAACUUAUGAUCUCACAGCUAUAAUUAGAUUAGCUCUAGCUGAAGAUGCAGGGUAUAUAGGAGACAUAUCUUGUUUGGCGACCAUUCCAGUUGAGCAAGAAGCAGAAGCACAUUUUCUAGCAAAGGAAGAUGGUGUGAUUGCUGGAAUUGCAAUGGCAAACAUGAUAUUCAAGGAAGUGGAUCCUCAGUUGAAGGUUGAGUGGAGUCGGAAUGAUGGGAAUGAUGUGGACAGAGGUCUACAGUUUGGCUCAGUAUAUGGCAGUGCCAGGAGCAUUCUUGUGGCAGAAAGAGUUGUCCUCAACUUUAUGCAGCGAAUGAGUGGAAUUGCAACUCUUACAAAGGCAAUGGCUGAUGCUGCAAGGCCUGCACGCAUCUUAGAAACUAGGAAAACUGCACCUGCUUUACGAUUGGUGGAUAAGUGGGCAGUAUUGAUAGGAGGUGGAGAAAAUCACAGGAUGGGACUGUUUGACAUGGUAAUGCUGAAAGACAAUCAUAUUUCUGUAGCUGGAGGAAUCACUAAUGCCAUUGCAUCUGUUGAGCGAUAUCUAAAGCUGCACAAUCUCCACAUGCCUGUAGAGGUUGAGACCAGAACUUUAGAAGAAGUAAAGGAGGUUUUGUCAUAUACUGGUCAAGGAAGAUCUGUGGUAACACGCAUAAUGUUAGACAACAUGAUUGUUCCACUCCCCAAUGGAGAUGUUGAUGUGUCCAUGCUUAAAGAAGCUGUUCAAUUGAUCAAUGGAAGAUUUGAGACUGAGGCUUCAGGGAAUGUUACUCUUGACACUGUUGGAAAAAUUGGAACAACCGGAGUAACCUUUAUUUCCAGGUGCAAGAUGGUGGGAGCAAGGUGAGCUCUCAUCAAGAAGGACAUUGCAUUUCAAAUCUUUACAAGGUAGCUGUUGGGAUCGUCAAGUCACAAACUAUACAAGGCAAGGAUAUGAGUCAUAUACAUCAAGAGGAAUACAAGAAGACUCCAGGCGCAAUUCAAGGCAUGAUGAAGAUCGAGUAUAGGCAAGACAAGGCCUACACCAAAUGCAACAUCAAGGUAAAGGAUAGCAAUCAGCAUCGGGCACUUAAGGGAGAAAUUUACACAAUUUUGAAUUUCCUGUGGAAAUCCAAGAAUCAUUGCCAGUAUAGCCAGACGAAAGCUCAAGAAUGCAAGUGAUCAAGACAAGAGAUAGUUUCAGAAGAGUUAAUCAAAAUUAGAAGAUCAACUUGAGCAAAGUCAUUCAUUGAUCGAGCUUGGAUAAUGUUGAGUAUCAAGAGAUAUGCCUCAUUCAUUCACACACUUGUGAUGAGUUACAAAGAUCGAAGCUAAGGUGGUGCCUAGUCAUCAUCUAUCCAAUCAUAUGAUUUCAAGAUAAAGCAUCCAGAUUCAAUGUACCUAACUUAUCCGUUAAAAGGAGAUAACUACCACAUGGGCACAAAGUUUGAUGUACCUACCGCUGUUAUCUAUUCGUUGAAUUUUCAAAGAAGGAAAUGUGUCCCAUUAUUUGUAAUUGUAUCAUUGGUCAAGCAUUAAAUGUUUUGCAAUAGGGUUUCUAUCUUUCGAUCUUGGCCAUUGAUCUCAUAUUGAUCUAAGCCACUGAAUUGUAAAUGAGAGCACUAUAUAAGGCCUCACUUCAUUUGUAAAAUUAAUAGCACGAGUUCGAAAGAAUAGUGAAUAGCGAAUAGUGAAUAAAGCAGAAAAUAAUUAGAGUAGAGUAGGAAGAGAAGGCAAAGAUUG
Messenger RNA from Cryptomeria japonica (Japanese cedar), 1965 nucleotides. Its product is annotated as nicotinate-nucleotide pyrophosphorylase [carboxylating], chloroplastic. Gene Ontology annotation, biological process: quinolinate catabolic process; NAD+ biosynthetic process. The transcript has 10 exons. Gene Ontology annotation, cellular component: cytoplasm. The record is from RefSeq and is a predicted model, not a curated record. Gene Ontology annotation, molecular function: nicotinate-nucleotide diphosphorylase (carboxylating) activity. NCBI's taxonomy places the organism in Eukaryota, Viridiplantae, Streptophyta, Pinopsida, Cupressales, Cupressaceae. The coding region runs from base 71 to 1090 and encodes 339 amino acids.